Anolis carolinensis (green anole) is the source of this 2176-nucleotide messenger RNA. It is a transcript of the gene zdhhc6, whose product is annotated as zinc finger DHHC-type palmitoyltransferase 6. The coding region runs from base 372 to 1679 and encodes 435 amino acids. Gene Ontology annotation, cellular component: Golgi apparatus. Gene Ontology annotation, biological process: protein palmitoylation. Gene Ontology annotation, molecular function: palmitoyltransferase activity; protein binding. Lineage: Eukaryota; Metazoa; Chordata; Lepidosauria; Squamata; Anolidae. The record is from RefSeq and is a predicted model, not a curated record. The transcript has 12 exons.
AGUCGGGGCGGAAGUGAAGGGGUUUACGCAUCCGGGCUCCCAGACAAGGUGCCCGGAGGCGGGGAAGUGGGCGAAAGGAGCGAAGGAGGGCGCGCCAAACAGAAACAUAACGGAGCCAGAGGCUGCGGAGGAGGAAGGAGCCCUGGGCCCAGUCCUGACAGUGUGUAGAGGUCUUUGCCUUUGGAAACUUACCUGAACGGCUUUGAUGCUUGAUGAGUCUUCCAAAAAGAAGAAAUGACUUAACCCGCCCUACUUUACUCUUCCAAUUUGGACAUGCAUCCUUUGUUAUAGAGAUGAAAACUUACGCAAGAUGGAAAGGCAUACCUGAAAGGGACCAUAUAAAAUAGGGGCGUGCACCUGGUGUUUGCAGAAUGGGAGUGCUUUGUUCUGUUAUCAGGUUUGAAAACCUCCAUGAACUGCGAAGACUGUGCCACUGGGGGCCCAUCAUAGCUCUCAGUGUAAUCGCAAUAUGCUCUGCCAUGGCUAUGAUUGAUGCCGUUCUGUGGUACUGGCCGCUAGAUACGACAGGAGGAAGCAUCAAUUUCAUCAUGCUCAUCAACUGGACUGUUAUGAUCCUUUACAAUUACUUCAAUGCCAUGUUUGUGGGCCCUGGCUAUGUUCCCUUUGGAUGGAAACCAGAAAACUCUCAGGACUGCAUGUAUCUUCAAUACUGUAAAAUAUGCCAGUCUUACAAGGCUCCACGGUCACAUCACUGCCGAAAAUGUAACAGGUGUGUGAUGAAGAUGGACCAUCACUGUCCUUGGAUCAAUAACUGCUGCGGGUUUCAAAACCAUGCCUCCUUCACUCUGUUUCUUCUGCUGGCUCCGCUUGGUUGUAUCCAUGCUGCUUUCAUUUUUGUCAUGACCAUGUACACUCAGCUUUAUAACAGGGUAUCCUUUGGUUGGAGUUCUGUUAGGAUUGAUAUGAGUGCGGCCAGAAGAGACCCUCGCCCAAUCAUUCCUUUUGGAUUAUCUGCAUUCGCUGCUUCUUUAUUUGCCUUGGGAUUGGCACUGGGGACGACGAUAGCAGUAGGCAUGUUGUUCUUUAUCCAGAUGAAAGUCAUCUUAAGGAAUAAAACUUCAAUAGAAUCAUGGAUUGAAGAAAAGGCCAAAGAUCGCAUGAACUAUUACCAAACAAAAGAAACCUUUAUUUUUCCUUAUGACCUGGGAAGCAAGUGGAAUAAUUUCAAGCAAGUUUUCACAUGGUCUGGAAUUUCAGAAGGAGAUGGCUUAGAGUGGCCUGUAAAGGAAGGCUGUCAUCAGUAUAGUUUGACGAUAGAGCAACUGAAACAAAAAGCUGAUAAGCGAGUGAGAAGUGUGAGAUAUCAAGCAAUAGAAGAUUACAACGGUGCCUGUUGCCCUCUUACAAAAGGCUUGAGGACUUUCUUCACAACUCCAUGCACUGAAGAGCCUCGAAUUAUCCUUUGUAAAGGAGAUCAGAUUUUAGCUACAAGAGGACUGAAGCAAUGGAUGUAUGGAGAGAAAAUCACUGACUUGGCAACGGAUGAUCAGUGUCGUAAUGAUGAAACCAGCGCUACUAAAAAUGGUGGUCCUUGGACAGGAGCUAGUUCCCAAGAUGGGAAGAGAGUCAGAGGUUGGUUUCCGAGGAGAUGUGUAGAGAAAUGCCUAUAUGAUUCUGAAACUGAUCAGCCGCUGGAUGGAGAAAAGAAAACAAGAUAGCCCUUCCACCUCCCCUUUUUAAAAAGUCAAAUGGAAAUGUUUUUGUUCAGACCACUGUCCUCUUACUUGAAAUGUUCUGUAUAUUACUCUAGACCUGAGCUUUGAACAAAGUGUGGUGUAUUCACAGGAAUGGGUGCCCCAGUGCCAUAACCUGAAAUACCUUUUGCCAUUUUUUUAAAUGGAGGAAGCCAUUCCAUGGAUGCCUUUUUAUAUUGAAGCUUUCACAGGUCCAGAACACAUUUGAUCUGUUUUCCUUUUUAAAAAUUACAUGAGGGUUUUUUUGCUUAGUUUUCAUAAGAUGUUUCUUUGUAUAUGUAGUCUGCUUUUCUCGUCUAUUAAUGCUAAAUUGCCAGUUGGCCCCUUUCAUUCCCCACUUUGGAAAUUGUAAGAUGUUUGAAUGAGUGAAAAUGUAAGUAGAUUUGAUACCUGGAAUUAUUUUGCAAUCAUGUGGCAACUUUUUUUGUGAACCAGAAAUAAACACCGAGAUGUAUUAUGUA